AUGAAGGUCAAUGGCACUGAGUCCAUGGUCGAGACCCCUCCUCUCUUGGUCAUGACCCUCCCGAACCUACCAGCCACUCCCGACGACAACGAUCUGCUGGCCUCUGCGUCGAACUUCGCGGCGGCCCUGGCCCGAGAGGGACUUCAUCAGGUAUCCGUGGCCUUCUCCUCACGCUUUGAAAUCAAGCGCUUCAGGAAGGCCCUCGAGAUCUCUACACGCCAUUCCCCCGCAACAGCUAUCACCAUCUGUGGCAAAGGCAACAAACCGUCGGGAACGAAGUCGAGAACCCCCAGGACCAUGGUGGUAACGGUGCACCCAGGCCGGAUGUCCUAUGCUGACGCGCUCGGCGCCAUGCAGGCAUCGGUGAGCCCGUCGGAGCAGGGCGUUCAGGUGAAGAAAGUUUUUAGGACUCAGAACGGGCAGAUUGGCGUUCGGCUGGGGACAGACGACCAGACGGUCGCCGAGUCCUUUGCAGAGGCUAUCGCCAAGGGCACGAACCUCGUCACCAGGGCAGCGCCUCCUCCUCAGGCCGGAAACGAGAAGGCUAUCAUCGUCAGGGAUAUUGGCGGCACUCUCUCACCGGAGGGGCUCGCUAGAGCGCUCGCGAUCGAGGGAGUUGCGGACGCGACGUCGAUCCGCCUCUCCGCCUUCAAGCCAACGAGAGCAGGCGACCACUCCUGCGUCGCUCGGAUGCCGACGAAGCUGGCGAAUAUCCAUCUCCGGAAUGGUUCGAUCCAGAUAGGCUGGUCCAGCUGCAGGCUGGGGGAGAUGGUAGAGGUUCAGCAGUGCCGCAACUGUCUUAGCUUCGAUCACUCGACGACUGCCUGCAGGGAACCCAUCUCCGAAUCGCCUCCCUGCUUGAAAUGCGGAGACAAGGGCCACCUAGCUAAGAGCUGCAAAUCGCCCCCGAUUUGCUACACCUGCGCUGCCGGAAACUCCAGUCUCCCGAUCGAUCAUUUCGCCAACUCGACGGCGUGCCCAGCUUUCGAUCUCGCCCUACAAAAUGCGAGUUCGUCUGCCUUCGGUCCUGUGGACGUCAUUCUCCUAUCCGAACCCCCGACCUCUUCCUUACCCACGGCAACGGCCAAAAGCCUGCACUCGUAUGCCAGCAUACAUGUUCUCAACCCAGGGCUCGAGGUCGCCAUUCUGGAGUCUUCUGGCUCCUUUGCGGCGAUCAGAGCUAACGGAACGACAGUUAUUUCGGUAUAUAUUUCGCCCAAUUCCUCCCUCGAACAGUACGAAGAUUUCCUCCUCGAACUAGAUCUCUUCCUAGUCUCAAACCGUCCCCGAUUCUUCCUCAUCGCGGGCGAUUUCAACGCACACCACGUCGCCUGGGGCUCUCGUUCCUCCUCACCAAAGGGAAACGCUCUCCUUACUUCCAUCAACUCCAUCGAUGCAACCGUGGCCAACCACCCGGGACAUACCUUCGAAAGAGCAGGUUACUCCUCCGUCCUCGACCUCACGAUCGUCUCGGCAGCCUCCGCGAGUCUCCUCUCACGCUGGUCCAUACGGAGUGAGGACGAGUUCCUCUCGGAUCAUCUGUACAUAACCUUUGCUAUCGCUAUUAGGUACUCUAACCCCUCUGGAGAACCAACCUCGUCUCGCCCCCGGGGGAAACUUAAUCUCAAGAAGUUCUACGAAAUCCUCGAAGAACAGAUCCCGCAUUUGCCGGACUUUUCCCCGGAAAUAGUGGACCCCCUCAUCAACGUCGCCUGCUCUAGGGCGAGUCCCCCGCUCCAUCAUAAAGUUGCACACCAUAAUCCCAGAUACUGGUGGUGUGACGAAACGGCCUCGGCCAGGAGAGGCUGCAUCACCGCCCGGCGUGCUCUCACCCGGGCCCGGCCCUCGGCCCCUCCAGCCCUCGUCGCAGCCCUCGAGGCGGACCUCAAGACAUCUAGAUCCUCGCUCCGCCGGGCGAUCGCUGCCAGCAAGUCGAGGUGCUGGAACCAUCUUCUCGAACAACUCAAUGAGGGAACCCAUCCCUUCGGGAAAGCGUAUAAGAUAGUUACGAACAAGCUCCGCCGCCCCCAGGGAAUCCUCGAACCCGAGGCGCCAGGCCAAGACGGAAUUCCAGCAGAGGCCAUCAAGGGCUUCAUCACCAAACAUCCGGAGGUCUUCAGGGGCAUGAUGGAAUCGAUUUUCAGAACUGGGAGCUGGCCUUCCGCCUGGAAGCUUGCUAGAUUGGUUCUCAUCCCGAAGCCGGAGACCGAACGAGCGAAACCGCUCCGAACCCGAGCCCACACCGUCGGAGUACUUUUAGACGUGAAGAACGCCUUCAACACGAUAUCCUGGGACUCAAUCAACUCCUGCCUCGAGCGCGCGAAUGUCUCGGCGUAUCUUAGACGAUGCCUCGCGAGCUAUCUCUCAUGUCGACAAAACCUUCAUCAGGGCGUGGUUUCCACGGUCACCGCCGGAGUGCCCCAAGGGUCCAUCCUUGGGCCUACUCUCUGGAACGUUGCGUAUGACGAGGUACUCAGGCUGGAUCAUCCGCCCUCGAUCAGGUCCGUCGCGUAUGCGGACGACUUACUGAUACUUAUUGCACAGAGGGAUCCCGAACUUCUGGAGCUCGAGUUGAACUGUGCGCUUGCGCAGAUCAGCACUUGGAUGCGUAGACACGGCCUCACCAUGGCCCCCCAGAAAUCCAUCGCGAUUUUCCUCAACGGCCGCAAACACCUUCCACAGGUCGAGCUCGACAUUCGUCUCGACGGGCACCCAGUCCGUUUUGAGCGAAGUGUUAAAUACCUCGGUAUGGUGCUGGACACCGGUCUGACAGGUACAGCUCACAUCAGAUACGUCUCCCAGAAGGCCCUCAAGGCCGCGUCGGCUAUCUCGCGCCUCAUGCCGAGGUGCAGAGGAGUCAGCCACCACCGUCGGAAGGUUCUCAGCUCGGCUGUUGAUAGCAUCCUUCUCUAUGCAGCCCCUAUUUGGGCGAAAUGCCUGGAGAGGAAGACCAUUAGAAGACUCCUAGAUGCGGCUCAACGCCCCCUGGCGAUCAGGAUCGCGAGGGUGAACCGCACGGUUUCCACCGUAGCGACUCAACUCAUCGCAGGCAUUCUGCCCUACGACCUCCGAGUUAGAAUCCUGCUCUCUCGCGAGGAGCGCGAAUCGGCCGGAUUGGGAGGGGAAGAACGAGAGAUUUUCACUCGGGAGAGUGCCAUCCAGGUUUGGAGGGCCCGCCUCGAAUCCAUCCGUCCUCUCCAGCCGGGUUUCUACACCUCCAGGAUCAUAACGGACGUCGAGGGUUGGGUCGAGCGGAAGUUUGGCGGACUCACUUACGCUCUAUCGCAGCUCCUUUCCGGCCAUGGGUCUUUCGGAGAGUACCUGUACCGGAUCGGCAAGACGGACUCCCCCUCAUGUACGCUGUGCCACAGCGGUCCCAUCGACGACGUGUGCCACACCUUCGAGGUGUGCGCUGAUCUUGGGCCCAUCCGGGCAGAAUUCAGGAGGAACUCCUCCUACACUGGACCCGUCGAAUGCGGCAGACUCGUCCGCUACAUGCUUCAUGGGAGGGACGAAUGGAGACACGUAGCCAGUCUUUGCAGAGACAGUCAUAGG
Molecule: messenger RNA, 3555 nt
Organism: Galendromus occidentalis (western predatory mite)
Lineage: Eukaryota; Metazoa; Arthropoda; Arachnida; Mesostigmata; Phytoseiidae
Exons: 4
Molecular function (GO): nucleic acid binding; catalytic activity; zinc ion binding
Source: RefSeq, a predicted model, not a curated record